Verticillium dahliae VdLs.17 is the source of this 612-nucleotide messenger RNA. Its product is annotated as isochorismatase domain-containing protein. The transcript has 2 exons. Bases 1 to 612 code for a protein of 203 amino acids. The record is from RefSeq and is a predicted model, not a curated record. NCBI's taxonomy places the organism in Eukaryota, Fungi, Ascomycota, Sordariomycetes, Glomerellales, Plectosphaerellaceae.
AUGGCCGAUCAACCUCUGCCCCAGCGUCGCUUCCAGCGGCCCGUCGUCUUCAUCUGCGACAUCCAGGAAAGGUUCCGCCCCGCCAUUUGGAACUUGGACGCCGUCAUCGCGACAACGGCCAAGCUGCUCCGCGCCGCCCACAUCCUGCGCAUCCCCGUCCACACGACGACCCAGAACGGUGCGCGCCUCGGCCCCACCGUCUCGGAGCUCGAAUCCCUCCUGACGCCGUCCGACCUCGUCCACCCCGUCGUCGACAAGACGCGCUUCAGCAUGUGGGUGCCCGGCGUGGCCAAGCAUUUUGAGAGCGGCGACAAGGCCGAGGUCAUCCUCGUGGGUAUCGAGUCGCACGUUUGCAUCACGCAGACGGCCCUUGACCUCAUCGCCAACGGGCACAAGGUCUACGUCUGCGCCGACGGCGUCAGCAGCUGCAACAAGGAGGAGGUUGCCGUUGCGCUGGCGAGGCUCAGGGGCGAGGGCGCCACGGUCACGACGAGCGAGAGCGUGCUGUACGAGCUCAUGGGCGAUGCCAAGGUUGCCGAGUUCAAGGACAUCGUCGGCAUAGUCAAGGAGACGAGCAAAUCGACCAAGGACAGUCUGCAGGCGUUGCUGUGA